Molecule: messenger RNA, 2890 nt
Organism: Bursaphelenchus okinawaensis
Lineage: Eukaryota; Metazoa; Nematoda; Chromadorea; Rhabditida; Aphelenchoididae
Source: the annotation of a GenBank genome assembly
AUGUCAAAAAACGAAGUAAAAUUAAAGAAAACCCAGCCACCAGUCCGCCGAUCUUCUGGAAUGUUGAAGACAAAAGAAGUUACCGAGAUUCCGGCCGAUAGACGUGUCCUCCGGACAUAUACUGGUACGAGUGAGUAUCGAAAAGGAUUCUACGACAUCUACGUUAAACCCAGUUCAAGCUCACCGGAUGAGGCUGCCAUUCAAACGGCUGUCAUUCAAUGCAAACUGUGCAACAUGUUAAUGAGGAACGAGGGAGGACAUAUCAAGUGAGUUUUUUUUGUGUUACUGGGUAGAUUUGGGAUUUUGUGAUAAAGAAUAUUGAUGUAGAGAUAGUAAUAGGUCUGUAAAAUAAGAUUUUUUGAUUAGUUUUUAAAAAGGCAUGUUGAAAACUGACAGUUUUUCGGGAAAAAAGAGACAAAGAAGGUGCAAAAUGGGGGCCGCGCGGACUUUUUGAUAACCAAUAUUUUAAAAAUGAUUUUUUGAAAAAAUUUUAAAAUUGAAUAGUUUUUAAUUUUCAAACUGAGCAAGGUAUAAGCAGCGAACUGAGUGGAUCAGCCGGCUUUCGAUUGCCAUGUCUUUUUUAGCACUUCUUAAAAUUUUAACAAUUUUUUGAUCAAAAGAUGCUACGGAGCAUAGAUAUAGUUAUUUUAAACAAAAUUUUGCUGACAUUUUCAAAAUUGAUCCAUGCUGAGCCAUUAAAACUCAACUUUCUCACCUAAAACAAGAUUUUUAAAAAAACCAAUUUUAAGACUUCGAGAGGCCCUAAAAUUCAAAAAAUCCCGCCAAACUGCAGGUGCGAAAAAUUUGUAUAAAGUGGGAACCAAAACUCAGCAGGAUUUCGGUCCGGUAACCCGCCAGCCGACGUAAUUACCAUACUCUUGAAACCGGUAUUGUUCCCUUCUUUGUUCGCGCCCGACUCAUAAAUAAUUCCGGAAGGUCUAGUUUUUCGAAAAACAUUUUACCGAAAAAAUGUCAGCUUUUGUUCGCCGAAAUUUGUAAUUUACGGGGCUUGGUAUUUACUUUGGCAUGUGUUAAAAGGGGGUGGUUAUUUUUAGAAAUUUGCGUGGAAGUUUGAUUAUUACCUAAAAUAUAUGAACUAUGCGUUUUGGACAUUUAAAAUGAUUUUUGAGUAAAAACUAUGGGAUAUUAUGGCUAGAAAAAUGUUUUGCUUGAGUUUUGUUACCUAAAAAUUCAUUUUUAAAAAAAAAAGUUUGUUACCUAAAAUUUUAUUUUUUGCCAAAAAUUGGUAAAAAAUGAGUUUAGUAGCACAUCUCCAGCAUAACAAAUGCCUAAAAGAUACCUAAAAAUCAUUUAAAAAAAUUUGUUACCUAAAAUUUCACUUUUUAAAAAGAUUGUUACCUAAAAGUUAAAAAUGCCACUUUUAAUCAAACCAUUUUCAGAAAUCACGCAGUUCACACCUGUUCAGCUCGAAAAGACCGUGUCCCGAAGAAGCCCAAGAAUUACAAUCCACUAAAAUCUGCCAACUACAACAGCCUAGUCCACCCAUGCCUCGAGGACAGCAUCGCAUCAUUGGCCCAUCACAACCUCGCAUCGCUGGCCGAACAUGCUCAACUGUGCUCUAGUCCGGAAAGCAGUCCAAACAAAUCAACCGAAAAUAUCGACCCAAAGAAGCUGGCUUCCGAAUCUUUGGUAAAAAGCGAGAUUCUGGAGUCAAAAGUGGAUUCUGAAGGCACAAAUUGGACUAAAAAUGAACUUCAGGGUAUGAAAAGUGAUUUUCUCACCCCAAAGUUUGAGAUUCAGAAGCAAGAACAUCAGAAUCAGAAGCCGGACAACACUUUUGAGCUGGCCAAUUUUCUAAAGGACCAAGCCUUGGUCAUGUUUAUUAAUCAACUGGCACAAACGUCGACGAUCAACAACCAGCCAGUCCAGAACUCAACUAUCAACAUCCAGUCUGCCCAGAACUCGACGUUCAGUAACCAGCCGGCUGGUACAAAACGAAAACUGAGCGAUUGUGAUAGCAAAGAAGUCAAGAAACCAAGGUUAAUAUCAACGACGAGAAGGAAAAUGAGGCAAAAUAUGUUGAGGACCAAGGACAUGGAGAAGAUCAGCAGGGACAGGUAAGAGAAUGAUUGAAUUUGUUAUUUAUAAUUGAUUUUUCGGUAAUUAAAGGCUCAAAAAAAUGUGGUUUUAACUGUAAAAUAAAAUAUUUUGAAAAAAUUGUUUUUGAAAAAAAAUUUUGGUACUACUGGUACUAUUUUGAAAAAAUGGUGCAACUAGUAUUAAAUUUGAUUUUUUUUACUUUUAAAGGUAUAAAAAUAGAUUUUAAGACAAUUUUUACAAAAAAAAUUUUGGUACCACUGGUACUGUUUUGAAAAAAAUCUUAAAAAUAGGACCCAAAUAAAUUGAAAAUGCCUACAAAACAACAAAAAUCAAUAUAAAAAAUUUUAGAUUUGUCCUCCGCCCCUAUAAUGGUACCAGUGAAUACCGCAAACAGUUCUUCGACGUUUGGGUCAAGCCUUCCGCUUCUGAAUCCGACGAAUCCGCGGUGGAAACGGCGGUGAUUCAAUGCAAAAACUGUAGCCGAAUCAUGAGCAACGAAGGUGGUCAUAUCAAAUCUCAUGUUCAGUCGGCUUGUAAAGGUCAACCGGAUUCAAGAACCUCGCCUAAUUUGAGCAAAAGUACCACUAAUGCACCAAACUUGGUCAAUUCUGGUAUCAAUUCGGCCAAAACCGUACCAACUGGGCAAGAAGAGAACAAUGCUGUUUUGCAACUGUUGUUGUUGCAGCAGUUGUCGCAACUUCAGCAGCCUCAACCGGUCGAUAAUGUGGCUUCGGACUUGUUGGCGCAAAUUUUGAAUGCGGAGCCCGCACCAGCUGCGCCCUUAUUUCCGUUGAAUUCGCUUAGCGCACUGCUGGGCACUCAGUUUUAA